AUGGUAACAACGUCUACCGCACCCCCCACUCCCGCGGCGCCCAAAGUGGGUGCUCCCGAGGAACCAGUUGUCGAGGCAGCUCCCAUCGCGGGCGGACCCGAGUUGACUACCCGUGAAAAUGAAUCCCCGGAGCAACCAGCUCCCCCCAUCGUCGACCCCGCCGAACCCGAGCUAAACCUACGCGACCACCUCCCCCCCGACGCCCACUUCCACGACGAGAACCGUGAGCUGUGGUCCACAGCCCUCGACAAGAUGCUCCUCUCCCGCACUCCCCAACUAACCUUCACACACCUCUCGCACCUCUUCCGCCGGAGCCCGCUCAACCCCCGCAUCCCAAUCUUCUACCAAGCCGUCGCGCACAGCGUCUCCAGACGCCACGUCUUCCUCAUCAAGCUGAUGCAGUCGACCACCAAGGAGCUCGAGACAACGCUCAUGCGCGUCGCCGAGUCGCUGUUCUAUGUCGUACGCCGGAACACCAAGCGCGCCGAAGACGACGACGCAAUCGCGGCGCUCGUGCGCGACGGGGACCGCGCCGUCGAGGUUGUGGCGGAGCUCAUGGCGCUGUUUAAUGAGCAGAUGGCUACGGGGGAGGUGGUCUUACGGGGGUGGAACAGGACGUGUGUGGUUGUGUUGUGGCGGUUUCUAGAGACUGGUAUCUUCAACUACUUUAGGGAGAAGGAGAGGAUGCUGGAGAGGCGGUAUGGUGUCAUCAAGUUUCGCAAGGAGCUGGCGACGCUGUGCGCGCUUGUGGGGUGGACGUUGCAUAGAAUGGGAAGCUACUGGAUGGCGGAUACUGCUUGA
This is a messenger RNA of Morchella sextelata, 801 nucleotides long. RefSeq lists its product as uncharacterized. NCBI's taxonomy places the organism in Eukaryota, Fungi, Ascomycota, Pezizomycetes, Pezizales, Morchellaceae. The record is from RefSeq and is a predicted model, not a curated record. Bases 1 to 801 code for a protein of 266 amino acids. The transcript has a single exon.